This is a messenger RNA of Cuscuta campestris, 595 nucleotides long. The record is from the annotation of a GenBank genome assembly. Lineage: Eukaryota; Viridiplantae; Streptophyta; Magnoliopsida; Solanales; Convolvulaceae.
CAAAAUUAUUUUUAAAAAUAGAAAGUAAACCUUUUUUGAAACGAAUUAAAAAAGAAAAUGACUCGGGGUGUCGACAGUGCUCCGUUCGAAAAUUGAUAAUUCAUAUCCCUCCGAACUCCCACCCUGACCCAAACUCGCCCUCCACCACCUUCAAUUGCACCCCACAAAAUCAACUAAAUCUUUUGUGGUGGAAUUAAAGGUGGUGGGGGUGGGUUCAGAAUUGGGUCGCAAUGGGAGUUUACCGGGGUGUUCGGAGAGAUUUCAAAACUCAUAUCAUUUCUUUCAGAUUUCGGAACUCAUAUCUUAUCAUAUCCUCAAAACUCACUAAACGGACCCUUAGGUGGUAUCAAUAUGGAGAUUUGAUAUCUCCCUCACUUGUUUGGGCGCGAAAAGACACUGAGCACGCAAAGAGUACUGUGUAUAUCAUUAUCCUUGGAACAAACAACAACGUUACUCUAGUGCCUCAACGGCUCCCGCCCAUUGCGAAAGUAAGAGGGGUCGGAUGUCCCCAGUGCCUCAACGGCUCCCGCCCAUUGCGGAGUAAGAUGAGUCGGAUAUACGCAGUCUGAUUAAAACAUAAAGCAGUUGUUUCCUG